CGUCGGAACGAGCGACGAGCAGAAAGACAAGACGAAGAAGACGAAGAAAUCCAAGAUGGCGGCUGAGCGACAUUAAAGCGACUUCGGAGUUGUUUUGUACAUUUUUGGUUCUAGAACCGAACAGAACCGGCGGUGAUUUGUGUUUCACUUCGCUUCAGGCGCCUGAGGGGUCGGUAGAGUCGCUUGUUCCGCCGAUUUUAGGCUCCUUUUUGUCGUGUGUGUGUUUAUUUUCGCUUAAAGAGCUAAAAGCUAAACGCUUCUGGAGCGAGAGACUGAAGUAUGGAGCAGAAAGCGAGCAGCAGGAGGAACCGAGAGCGGAGCAGCAGCAGGAACCGAGAGCGGAGCAGCAGCAGCAGUGACAGCAGCAGCGGCCCGCCGUCACCCUCUAGCCCCGGCUCUGGUGCGCCUACAGCGGGGAGCAGCAGCGGCGCCACCGCGGGAGGAAACGCCUUCGCCAACGACGGCAGCUUCAUGGAGCUGUUCAAGAAGAAGAUGGAGGAGGAGGAGCGGCGCAGGAGGGAGCUGGAAGAAGCCGGCAACGAGCAGGCGACUGGGGACAAGAAGCCCGUUAGCGUGGCCAGCUUUGUGGGCAAGCGCAGAGGAGGCGCCAAGCUGGCACUCAAGACCGGACUGGUGGCCAAGAAGCAGAAACUCGACUCAGCGGCUGAGAAGGGUAAAGGAGACGCCUGGUCUAAGUACAUGGCCGAGGUAAAAAAGUACAAAGCUCAUCAGUGUGGAGACGACGACAAAACCAGACCUCUGGUCAAAUAGACUGUGGCUGAGCGGCGUGGCGUUCGGACCCCACAACACACACACACACACACACACACACACAGGGUCAGCACCCUGCGCUUCUUUCCUUUUCCUUUUGUUUAUAGGUUUCCAGUUUUAACGAAUCCGCUCUGUGCAGCACGUCACGUGAUCCGGAUGCUUUAUAAACACACGGCGAUGAGCUUCAUCUUUGUCUUCAUCGUCAUCACCAGUGCUGAUGUGUGAGAGACAGAAGAUGCUCUGUGGUGUGUUUAAGUAUCCAGAUCGAUGUGACACCUUUUUGUAUCGUUUGUUUCUUUAUUUCUUUCUCAGAAUUCGAUGUCUCCUGAAAAAUUAAAAUGUUGAGCUCUGAAAUAUCGUGGUGUUCAGUCGGAGUUUGUACCUGUCGCCUUCCUCUCUGUGCUAAUUCACUCACACGAUUUAGUGUUAAAGGAGUCAGCGGGACCCCACACUCGGGACCCCACACUCGGCCACGCCCACUUUAAAUCAGACGUUCUUGUGUAUCAGACGUGUGCAGACAGAAGAGACCCCACCCACCCCCACCUUCCACACAAUAACUCCGUUACAGCUCGAGCCGAAGAAAACGUUUACUUUUAUUCCGUCUGUCAGGAAGGUUCAAGAGUUUCACCUGAACAGCAGCACCGAUGCCAACAGACCGAAGCUCCGCCCACUCGAUACCGACGACAUAACGAGGUUCACGUAAGCAGGAUGUCGACCGAAACAGUCUGAUCCUGCACGAGAAAAUCAUCUCCGGUGUCCUACAGCGAGCUCGUCCUGAAUCGGCGGCUCUCGUCCUCACAGCAUCGUUACCUUUCAUUUCUCUGUCUGUAACCCGACACGGAUUCUGUAGGUGUGAAGUUACAGGAGAUAAACAGCGUCUCUAAUAAACAGACAAACGUCAUUGUAAACA
Tachysurus fulvidraco (yellow catfish) is the source of this 1681-nucleotide messenger RNA. It is a transcript of the gene trir, whose product is annotated as telomerase RNA component interacting RNase. The transcript has 3 exons. Gene Ontology annotation, molecular function: 5'-3' exonuclease activity; 3'-5' exonuclease activity. The record is from RefSeq and is a predicted model, not a curated record. Bases 280 to 771 code for a protein of 163 amino acids. NCBI's taxonomy places the organism in Eukaryota, Metazoa, Chordata, Actinopteri, Siluriformes, Bagridae.